AAAAAGGUACUUUCAAAAAUGUCUAAAAGGUAAAACAUGGAGCCACAAGGAAAACACUGGACGACGACCGACAUAGAUUGACAACUUACAUAGACCGACAUCCAACAUAGAACAAUGAACUGACAUCAAGAGGGACGGAACGCUGAGAGUAAAUCGACAGGAGUAGUCGACACAUGUCAGACACAGGUUUCUUCAAUAAAGCCUUUCAGCAUGUCUGAACAUGACUGCCACUUAAGAAGGGGAAUAUUCGAGCUAUUAAGCUUAUCCGGAGUAAACAUGACAAUUUAUGGCAGUGCUUUUCCCUCUCAACUUGACAUUCUGCCAGGGGAAUUUGACAAAGGCCAUGUGACUGGCAAGGAGAUGGCAGGAGCUGCUGUUGCCAAGGCAAAAAAAAAAACUCAAAGACCAGUUUAUGUUGUAGGAAAUGCUUUUAACUACUAAAUAAGAAAAAAAGAAGAGCAAGGUGGAGUUUUGAAGCUGCUGUUAUUGCUUCAGAGAACCAACACAUUAAGAUGGUUCCUGCUGAGAACAUGAGCGUCCUCUCUGCAGCUGAUCCCUGCAUGAACUGCAGCUCCACCGCCUUCCCCGAGCUGGAUGUUGUCAAGGCUGUUUUGUUGGGGACGCUCCUGGUGGUGUUUGUUGUGUUCGGAGUCCUUGGCAACAUCCUGGUCAUCCUGUCGGUCUUGUUCCACCACCACUGGCGCUCCGUGACUCAUUACUUCAUCGCCAACCUGGCCGCCGCAGACCUGCUGCUCAGCUCUGCCGUUCUGCCCUUCUCCGCCACGUCGGAGGCUCUGGGCAGGUGGGUGUUCGGCCGCUCCUUCUGCAGCGUGUGGGCCGCCCUGGACGUCCUCUGCUGCACCGCCUCCAUCCUCAGUCUGUGCGUGAUCUCUAUCGACCGCUACUUAGCUGUCAGCUACCCUCUGAGAUACCCUGCCAUGGCGACCGGACGGCGAGGCCUGACUGCGGUAGCCGCUCUCUGGGGACUCUCGGCAGCGAUAUCAGUGGGGCCUCUGUUCGGCUGGAAGGAGCCCGAUCCAGAAGACGAGACAGUGUGCCGGAUAACGGAGGAGCCCGGCUAUGCUUUGUUCUCAGCUCUAGGAUCGUUCUACAUACCCCUGGCCAUCAUCCUGGCCAUGUACUGCCGUGUGUACAUUGUGGCAAAGAGAGAGACAAAGACCCUCAGGAAGGGCAGUGAGGGUGGAGGGGUGGAGACAGAGGGGGUGACACUGAGGAUACACAGAGGACAUGCUGCUCUGUCAGAGAAACAGGACGAUGAAGAGGGGAAAAAGAAGCAUAAACACUCCACGUUCUCCCUGCCGAGGAUGCUGAAGUUCUCAAGAGAAGAGAAGGCAGCCAAGACUCUGGGCAUUGUUGUCGGCUGCUUCAUUCUGUGCUGGCUCCCUUUUUUUCUGGUUUUACCCAUCGGAUCCAUCUUCCCAUCGUGUAAGCCUUCUGACACCAUCUUUAAGAUAACCUUCUGGCUGGGUUACCUCAACAGCUGCAUUAACCCCAUUAUAUACCCCUGCUUCAGCCAGGAGUUCAAGAAAGCCUUUCACAACGUGUUGCUAGGCCGCUGCAUGAGGACGGGGGGAUUAGCUGCCAAACCACAAGGACACAUUACCGCCCAUUCAUCCAGCCCGGGUCCCACGUCCAACACCUCUGUUCUCUCAACCCAAAGCUGUGUCUCUGACUCCUCAUGGGGUUGUUGCAGGGCACUUUCUACCUCAUCGCCUUCCCUUGGUGCGGAUCAGGCUCAGAGGACACAAAUCCAAAGGAAGAGUCUGCUGAAGGCGUGGUGUUUGUCAGCGAAUCGAACAUCGAUACCACAGAACCCCUCCAGUCAUGGAUCAGCUAAGGUCUUACGCCUCUCUCUUGGCGUUCCAGGAGAAGCGGUUUGAUUGGCAUGUUAAGGCAGAAAGAGGAUGUUUUACUUUCACCAGACUUGAACUUUAGCUAUGCCUCGGGGAAAGACUUAAGCUCAACUGUUGCACAUGUAUUUAUUUCCCCCAGGGGCAAGGCUAGCUGAUAGGGACUUGCCUCCGAAGAUGCAGACGAUAACUCUGCUGCCUUAAGGCUUUAUGUCAGGGUAAAUGCCUCGAAUGUCAAAAAAAAAAAAAAAACUUUUAUGUUCUCUCAAUGGCCUCACAGAGCUACUCCUGAACAGAGCUCUGCACAUGCAAGAAGUCUGUCGAGUAUUUUUCUAAAAAUGUAAACCUCUUUUUUUUGUGUGAGGUAAAAAGCCUUUUUGUAAAUAUGGACAUUAUGUUGGAUGCCAUGGGUGCUAUGAGUGGAAAGGAAUAAAUGAGAUAAAAGUGUCUUAUUGAGAUGACAUUGUAAAAGCACUCCAGAGAAAGAAUUUCCUGAAACAUUGUUGACAUUUCUGCAGAUUGCACCUAAGCCCGAGGGGGAAACUCAUAAAUCCUGGUGUAAUUAGCAUUCACCAACAGUUCUGAGAAGGUGGAAGCCGGUGGAGGUGUGCUUGUGCAUUAAAUGUUUGACCUCAGUUUAAAAUGGAUGGCUUUGAUUAUGAAAUAUCUGUCAAAGAGAGAAAAUGUGUGCUGGGAAGGGAAAUAUGACUUGAUGUUAUGGUUUUGAAUGUAUAACAGUAAAACCUUACAGUUGAAUGUCAAACAAAAACUCUUUAUUCAAGCCCUUUCAAACUUUAAUGUUUGUUUUUGAGUUUGUUUAAGUAAGUGUCAAUCCGGAAGAAAGGUAUUAGUGGGAAAACAAGUAAGAAUAAACUGGAUUUAAAUUUAGUCAAAGAACAUAAACCCAGGACUGAGUCCUGUGGGACUACUAUUGCAGGAUGAAUCCGAAGAACCUUUGUUGAUUGUUAUCUUGGCUGUACUGUAUGCAACCCCCUUCAUUGUGUUAAUUUCUGAUAUGGUUUAAUAGAAAAAAAAUGAAAAACUCAACUUAAAAAGGGCUUGCAAAGAAAUGCCCACCAUAUCUUAAGUCAACUUUUUUUCUGGUGUCGUUGAACGAAUGUCGUUGUUUUCUGCCAGAACAGUCCUCAUGAGACAUAUUUUUCUCUUGCUAACCCUGCUGGUAAAUACGUGAUGCAUGAGCAACUUAAGCAGCAAAUGUCUGAUGUCUUUGUCUCUCUGUAACUUGUAUCUAUUUGUCUGUUUUCGGAUGCCUUCAUAGUAAAAAACAAAAACAAAUCAUGACUGCCAUGUUGGCAUUUUUAGCUGAUAAAGGAGCUUGUUCGCAAAUAUUCAAAGAAUCAAAGAAAAAGACCAGUGUGCGUACAUCCAAGCAAAUUGCAUACAGGUGCAAGACAAAACAAGUAUAAAGUGCAGAAAAAAAGAGAAUGGUCCGCUCACUGUUAUUGUCAAAUCCAAAUUAUGAAAAGCAUUGUCAUUUUGCUGAUUAAUGACUUCGAGUCUAUAGGGUGACUACAUUUUUCAUGCAACAAAAUCACAUUGAAAGUCAAUAGCAAGAUGCAAAUUCACAGCAGAUGCAAAUGUGUGCUUAACGUCUGCAAAGCCAUUAAGCAUUUAGAUUUUCAUUAAUCCAACUUCAUUUCAACAAAGUAUUUUGAGAUUGCUUUCUUGUCUUCUUGCAGACAGACCUGACAAAACAUGCAUUAUUACUUUUUCAGAUCUGCCUAUUUCUGUGACUUGCUCAGUAAAACUUCAGACCUGUUUUUUUUUUUCAAUUGCUCACUGUAAACCAAAUCU
This is a messenger RNA of Labrus bergylta (ballan wrasse), 3686 nucleotides long. NCBI's taxonomy places the organism in Eukaryota, Metazoa, Chordata, Actinopteri, Labriformes, Labridae. The record is from RefSeq and is a predicted model, not a curated record.